AUGUUCAGCUGCCUCGAGGUCCGUAACAACCAGUUGAGAACUUUGCUUCUAAUCACGAUCUGCUGCUUGUUGCUGCUCUCGUACCACGUCUCCUCUUCCCCUACACCGGUUCGCGGAGAUGAGAACGACAAGAUGCUCAAAUCGUUCGAAUUUACCGUAGCCGGACCAGACUACGUUCCCCCCUCACAUCAUGUUGAACCAAUUCCAGCGCCGAGGAGUCCCGAGACUGGGUCUGCCUCCUCUUCUGCAAGCGAUGGCGAGAGUGAUUGGGUGGAGCCUGCCAGUCCAGUCAGUCCGAGAAACUCAGACGGCGAAUAUGAAAUGCCCCCUUACCAACGGUCAUUGCACGUCAUCCCGGCAGAAGGGCAUCCUUUGUAUCCCGGACAUCUUAUGGUCGAUCCAUGGAUACUGAGGGCUGCAUGGAAGGAGCGCAGGUUCAGCCAAUCGCCGAUAGCAGACAUGCAAGUUCAUCCGGUUCCCUUAACUCCGGGCUCUCUCGUCGAGUCCCGUGCCAUUCAGCUGCUUCAAGAACAUAGCACCAGCAUUGCAACUUUCGCGCUGCAAAACGGUCAGGGACAGGGUCGAAGUUCGGUGAUACCUGGCAGCGAAAAGACUUUUGGACGCCGAUUCCUGAUGACACCAGCUCCAGUCACUCGAGAAUGGCUGCAGAUGCUAGGAUUGCAGCCUCAAAGAGCAGGGGGUCGUGUGCAGCCAAUGCUGUUUUUCGAGCUCAACUCUCGAGCAAAAGCCGCUCAUGAUUAUAUCAAGCUGCUGGGUGCAGCAGUCAUGAGACCAGGACCAUCAUCUGAGGAAUUUGGUAGGACGUGGAGCACGGGUAACCGCAUCUUUACCUUGAACGAGAUCAUUGACGACGCUCACCAAGUUGAAUGGCUACGCAAGACUCGGCUGCCCUAG
This is a messenger RNA of Pseudozyma hubeiensis SY62, 915 nucleotides long. Its product is annotated as peroxisomal membrane protein pex16. The transcript has a single exon. Lineage: Eukaryota; Fungi; Basidiomycota; Ustilaginomycetes; Ustilaginales; Ustilaginaceae. The record is from RefSeq and is a predicted model, not a curated record. The coding region runs from base 1 to 915 and encodes 304 amino acids.